Messenger RNA from Vanrija pseudolonga, 2347 nucleotides. RefSeq lists its product as uncharacterized. Lineage: Eukaryota; Fungi; Basidiomycota; Tremellomycetes; Trichosporonales; Trichosporonaceae. Bases 399 to 2171 code for a protein of 590 amino acids. The transcript is spliced from 3 exons. The record is from RefSeq and is a predicted model, not a curated record.
CCACACACACUCCUUGUCCCCCCCUCCAGACCCCACCCACUGGCCCAAGGCCAUAUCCCAUCAUUCCAACCACACUUGAACUCGGCCUCGUUGGCCUGCUCUCGCGCCCCGUCCUGCGCGCCGUUUUCGGUAACGGGAGUCAAAGCCAGGUACCGCAAGUGGUCGACGGCACUAGCAGUAGUAGCAACGCCGACGGAGCACCUACUGUAGCAACUGCUGCAGCAACCUCGACUUCAGCACCACUCCCAUCGCCACCACACUCGGACGCAAGCAGCGACACCGACCACAACUCGCCUACAACUAAAGCAUUCGUCCCCGUGCCCGUGCCCGCGGCAACGUCCAGUACCACCAGCCCCACCACCGCGCCCGGCCCCACACCCACACUUGCAGCCCCCGCAAUGGCCGACCCCGCCGUCGUGACGCAGGGCGACACCGACCACUUGGCCGCGCAGGCCCGUAACCUCAGCAUCGCGGAUGCAGGGCCGUCUGCGGGCAAGCUCGCGCCGCCCGACGCCGCGCUGAGUGCAGUGGGCCCGCCAAGCUCGGUCGGCGCCGUAGAGGACGAGGACCAGACGCGGGGCGUCGUUCCUGUACCCGUCGUGAUUCCAGCCAACGGUGCAAACGGGCACGCGUCCACCUCUAACGGCCAUGCGUCGGCUUCCAACGGCCAUGCCGAGCGGCCGACCCUCAGAGACGCGCCAUCCAGGUCGUACCUCAGCCGCCCGGAGAUCGUCACGUCGUACGAGCGCCCGCUGAGCGAGGCGAGGCCGACCGCGUCCCGCAACCAGUCGACGGCGAGCGCCAAGCCCCCGGCCGCAGAGAACGGGGUGAGCCCCACAGCGGCUGCGGUCGCCGGUGCCGCCGGUGCCGGUGCUGUCGCCGGCGCUAGUGCUGCUGCGGUCACUGGCAAUGCCAAUGGCACUGCUGCCACUGCCCCUGCUGCUCCCGCCAGCCCCUCCCCUGUGCGCACGAAGAAACACCGCACCCAGUCCUACGUUGUGAUUGAGAACCCGGCCCGCCAGCCGACACAGGUCCUCGACACGCCCCUCGUCGCCGAGUCGCACACCGGCUCGUUUGGCGAGAUCAAGGCGCCUGUCCCGCAGCGUCCGGCGUCGGCGCACGCCGGCGUGCUCCGCACCUCGAGCACGGCGAGCCAGCCGCGCCCGCACUCGGUCGCGCACACGCGUGCCGACUCUGAGCGGUCGUUCAAGCACACUGGCGUGCCGCUGUCUCCGCAGCGCUCGCGGCUGCCCCCGAUCCAGGACAGCCACGACCACGACCAGCAGCACCCCGUCGACGCGGCAAUGCACGGGCUGAUCGUGGGCCAGGUCGCGACGCAGGCGCACCAGCGCGCGCUGCAGCAGCAGCUGCCUGCGCCGGGCCCAUACAACCCCGGCCAUCCGGGCCACGGGCACCAGCCGAGCUACCAAGGCCACCAGCUGUACGAUGACGGCCCUGUCGCGCGCCCGCGCUCUGCAUUUGGCGCGCGCCCCGAGCCCGUGUUCGUCGAGGGCGACUACAACCCCCACCUGGGGCGGAGCAACACGGCCAUGAGCCGCGCGACGACGACGCGUACCGGCGCAGGACUCGCCCGCGGCGCCAACGGCGGCACGAUCGGGUCGAGGCGUGGCGCGUUUGGCCGCGGUGCUGGCUUCAGCGUCGGCACGCAGCCGCAGGAGGUGCUGGGCAGGGAUGACAUUCAUGCCCGUGCCGAGGCCUCGGAGCGCAUGCUCUCCAAGGACCAGCUGCGCCGCCUGUCUCAAAUGGAGCGCAAGGACGCCAAGAAGCUCGCCAAGAUGCUCAAGGAAGAAGGGCGCGCCGAAGCGCGUGCCGUCGCGCAGUCGAUCGCCGACGUCGGCCGCCUCGGCCGGCUGCAGAAGAAUGCGAUCGAAGAGGAGCGCAAGAGCCAGCACCGGCUCGCCAAGUGGACUAGCCGCGAGCACCGCGCGCGCCUGCGCUUCUUGAAGGAGAAGGAGAAGUACGAGCGCAUCGAGUCCGAGCUGCGUAACGCCGAGAACGACUUUGAGGAGCGCCGCGACCACGCUGCUGGGCUCACGGCGCAGGUGGCCGAGCGCACGCAGGAGAUUGACGACAUGCGCGCGCAGAAGGCCGCAGAUGAUCGCGAGCGCCAGGUCAAGCUCACUGCGCUGAAGAACCCGGCGCAUGCCUAGGCGCGGAGCGCUGGAGAGCCGCCACUGUUCCAAGUACACGCUGUUGCGCCUGCACCCACAUACAACACACCCGCCGCCACAAACUAUAAUACACUCGUUGGCGAUGUACUACCACCACCACCACAACAACAAUUCGCUGGAGCCAGCCUCGCGAUAGGUCCACACGUCGAUACAUG